Molecule: messenger RNA, 3631 nt
Organism: Manis pentadactyla (Chinese pangolin)
Lineage: Eukaryota; Metazoa; Chordata; Mammalia; Pholidota; Manidae
Gene: ZMAT4
Product: zinc finger matrin-type 4
Exons: 7
Coding region: 136-825 (229 amino acids)
Molecular function (GO): zinc ion binding; nucleic acid binding
Source: RefSeq, a predicted model, not a curated record
GAGCUGCUGAAAGGUCUGGUCGCAGCGACGGGAACGCGUAAUCCUCAGCGUGCUCCAGCCCGGCAGCAUCCUUCCACGGCUCGUCAGGGCAGCCAGCCUCUGGGCACCGGCCCCUCUGCUCCGCGGAAAAGCCUGAUGAAGUCCUCCGAUAUCGAUCAGGAUUUGUUUACAGACAGUUACUGCAAGGUGUGCAGCGCACAACUGAUAUCCGAAUCUCAGCGCGUGGCUCAUUACGAGAGUCGAAAACAUGCAAGCAAAGUCCGACUCUAUUACAUGCUUCACCCCAGGGAUGGAGGUUGUCCUGCCAAGAGACUGCGGUCAGAAAAUGGAAGCGACGCGGACAUGGUCGACAAGAACAAGUGCUGCACACUGUGUAACAUGUCCUUCACCUCCGCAGUGGUGGCGGACUCCCAUUAUCAAGGCAAAAUCCACGCCAAAAGAUUAAAACUAUUGCUAGGAGAGAAAACCCCACUGAAGACCACAGCAACACCUCUGAGCUCCCUUAAGCCUCCGAGGGUGGACACCGCCCCCGUGGUCACAUCUCCCUACCAAAGAAGAGAUUCAGACAGAUACUGUGGGCUCUGUGCAGCCUGGUUUAAUAAUCCUCUGAUGGCCCAGCAACAUUACGAUGGCAAGAAGCACAAAAAGAAUGCAGCAAGAGUUGCUUUAUUAGAACAACUCGGGACAACUCUGGAUAUGGGGGAGCUGAGAGGUCUGAGGCGCAGUUACAGAUGUGCCAUCUGCAGUGUCUCUCUAAACUCAAUAGAACAGUAUCAUGCCCAUCUGAAAGGAUCUAAACACCAGACCAACCUGAAGAAUAAGUAGUGAGAACAUCAAUCAAAAGAUGAGAAAAAAUGUCAGAAUUUCUCUGCCAUGGAGAAUCGCUGGUCAACCACCAGAAGAGGAUUCUUUCCUAAACAAUGAACAUUUCUUAUGAGGACUCACAGAUGAACAUAUAACUAAUUUUAGUUUUGGAAAGUGAAUGAGUUUUAUUUUCUGCUUUUUUCUUUCUUUUUUUUUUUUUUAGUUUUGUGGUGUUAUGGUAUUUGGAUGGAUUUUUUAAAGUCUGUCCUGAUAAUAUACUUAGCACAUGUUCUAAAUUACAAUCCUGUAGCCAACAGUGGUAGCAUCAUUUGAGCUUAAAGACAAUGGAAAAAUCUCAAUUUCCAAUGUAUUCCAGAUCCCUUCAGCAGUUAAUUAUUCUAUUAAGUCUUUGAUUGAGAUAGAAACAAAACCACCUCCAUCAAGAAACAAACAGUGUUCUUUCAUUAGGUUGAACAUGAUUCAUGGCCAUGUGCACAGAACCAGAAUGAAUCACUAUUGGUAGAAGAUACACCACAGACACGAACACCCGACCUUCUCAUGUCACCUUCAUGUAUGUGAGCCACAUUUGCCGUCUGAGCAGUGAGAAUGAAGAGGGCACAUGAAGGAAGAAUCCUCAUCCUUUUAUUCUGAUCAUUCAAAGAGCCGUUUCUCAAGGUUAAGCCAAGUCCUCUUUGCAAGCUGCCAAAAUAAUAGCUUAGGAAAAGAAUUCGUUUGCCUGCAUGAUGAUCCUCUUAGGCAAAAAACAUCUUUAACAGCAGUUGACCUCGGUGAAAUGUUUUCCCAAAGGCAUCCAAAAGGAGGAUUAUACAUCCCAGAAUCAGAGGGAAAUAAAAGCCUAUCUGUUAUAAAGCUGGCCUGAAUGCUGGGCUUUAAUGCGGUGCUUUGGAAAGAACUGAGCACAUUCUGAAGAGCUGCCAGCCUUGGGUACGGCGAGGUGCCCUGUUUCUCACUGAAGUUCUCUUGCUGAGCCAAGACUCAGUCACUUUGGAAAGAAUACCUCCAGCCAGGAUGGCAAACAGGAAAGCUGUUACUCCUCGAUGGGGCACGUCUCUGAGUGUAAAUCAUAAAGUACUCUGUCUAGCUUGAAUUCUUCUCUGCCAUGACUGGAUUUGGUGUCCUGUAGGCUCUGCUCUGGCUGGGGCCACCCUUGGUCCCUGGUGACCCACCACAGGCAACUGAUCUCCUGGUGACAGGGUUUUCUGGACAUCUAUUGUUUUUCCACAGAGAGCCAAGGUGAUUCCAACACAGGCGAAAAAGGACAUGAUUUAGAGAUGCACAGUGUUGUUAUUAAUGUGUUUGGAAUUUGGCACCAUUCCCUUGAGGACGGCCCACUCAGGAAGGGCCGGGAUUGCCUGCUCCACCGCACUGGCCACAUGCUGUCCCAUGGCAAGGAGGAGGGUUUGACGGGAAGCAACCUAUUUUUGCUGUUUUGGAAAGCACAGUCAGGAGGUACAGACCUCCAAUGACGAUUUUUCUUCGAAUGUGUAAAAUAAGGCUUUAUUUGUCAAUUCUGCUGUAAAAUAAGCACUGUCCAAGUAAAAAAAAGAAAAAAGAAAAAACUAUCUGCUUCUGUUUCUGUUUAGUGAAUGAGCUCAUACCCUUGAGUAUAUUUUGUUGAAAUAACCAAAUAUAGAUGAGCCUAUGAACACAGAUCUCUUUUGCUUUACAGAGAGGCUAUGCCAACCCCUUAAUAGAUAAGCUUCCAGAUAUAAUAAUCACAUUAUUUGAGAAUUCCUCAUCUAGCUACCAUUGCUUCUUGGCACCCUGUCAUGUGACAGUGGAUGCCUGCCAGAGGCUUUCUUGUUUUCAUAUCUCCUUCUUUAUUUUGCCCAUGCAGAUAAGGGAAAUUAUCAUUCCAGUAUACCAAGUAGGUGAUGUGUUCCACCUUAAACAAAAAGAGCGUUAUUUCUAUUUUGGAAAAUCGUGAAUGAAAACCUCCCUGCUUGGGGAACUAGCUGUUGUUCUUUCCUUUUUUUGUGGGGGUGGGGGAUUAUGGUUAUAUUUGUUUAAUAAGUCACAGGCCAGCUCACUGUGGAGGAGCUCAGGUAAAACCACCUGAUUACAGCUGAGAUUCCAGGACAGACAAGAACGAGUCCAGCAAUUUCCUAAACUCUCAGUUUAGGGAUCUAGGGACAAACUCUAUGUGAAAGAGUGAGACUGUCUAAAUUAUCCAUAUUUACAGUACUUCCCCUGUUCCAAGGGCUUGCAGUAAUGCCAGCUAACUAACCAAGUACUCCUAUUUGACAUUUUGCUCAAGUGAGGGAAAAAUUAUUCAGAAUUAACAUAACGCAGGAGCCAUGGCAUCCUUAUAUUAGAGGAAAAAUUUUGUAGUUAAAAAGAUACUUGGUAAGUGGUUGCAAUCAUCUCAACUACUCCUAUAGUCCUGUUCAUUCAAUUCACUUACUUUGCAAAGAGUUUUUCUUUAAGCACAGGGGUAAGCUUCAGACCAGAAAUGCCACGGCAGUGACCCCCAAAUUAAUGAGCUGCCAUUAUGAAUAGUCUCUGCAGUCCAGUGCACUAAUAAAUAUGAUUAUAGCACAAUCUGCUAAGUAGGGAGAACUACAGUGACCCCUUUUGCUGGUAAAAGUAGUAAUAAAACUGGCAUCUGCAAUUGCUUGGCUGCAAAGACCCAGAGGAUGUGUUUGUCGUUUGCCUCUUAGGUAGGUGACAUAGCAACAUAAAUUGGAACUGCGAGAGUCUUUAUUCCUUUUCACUGAAGUGAGUUUAUGAGACCAAUCAGAUCAAGUGAGGAAAGAUAUGGGACAGGUGAACAAUGCCAAACUUCCCUUCCCGAAGGGAAGUUUAA